GUAAACAUUAGUGGUUUUCGAAGUUAUCGUGAAACCACUGUUAAUGAUUUCUCACCCAGGCAUAAUGUUGUUGUUGGUCGAAAUGCUAUACAAUUUGUUCUUUCGGAUGAAUUCAGUCACUUAAGAAUGGAACAGCGUCAAGGGCUUAUACAUGAAGGCACAGGCGAACGUGUUACCACUGCUAGUGUUGAGAUCGUUUUUGAUAAUUCGGAUCAUCGCAUUGUUGCUGUUGAAGGGAAUGAAGUGCGUGUAUUGCGUCGUGUUAGUUUAAAAAAGGAUCAGUAUUUUAUCGAUUCAAAAAUGGUCACCCGAAGUGAUGUAGCAAAUUUAAUGGAAUCAGCAGGUUUUUCACGUUCAAACCCGUAUCAUAUUGUGAAACAGGGGAAAAUUAAUGAGCUCGCUACUUCUCCAGAUUCUCAUCGUCUUAAGUUGCUUAGAGAGGUCGCUGGGACAAGAGUUUAUGACGAGAGAAAAGAAGAAAGUAUGAAAAUUUUGCGUGAAACAAAUGCAAAAAGCGAAAAGAUAGAAGCCUUACUGACUUACAUAGAAGAACGUUUAAAGACUUUGGAAGAAGAGAAGGAAGAUCUAAAAGAAUAUCAAAAGUGGGACAAAGUGAAAAGAUCGAUUGAAUAUAUGAUUUAUGAUAAUGAACUCAAAGAAGCCAGGAAAAAAUUGGAUAAACUGGCUGAGCAGAGGGAAGAAUUAAACACACGACAAGGCAAGGUCACAAAUGAUUUAUUAACUGCUCAGAAUCGAUCUCUUAAAGCAUCAGCUGAUCAAAGAAGACUUGAAGCUCGUUUUAAAGGCAUGAGAGAAGAAAAAGAAGCAUUAUUAUCUGAACAGACUGAACGAUUUCAGAAAAAGACCGAACUUGAAUUAUUAAUUAAGGAUCUUCGCGAAGAUGUGGAAAAAGAACGUUCAGGAAGAAAUAUGGCGGAAGAUGUGCUUAAUAAACUAAAGGCAGAUAUUGCUGCUAAAGAAGAAGAAUUUAAAGAAAUCGUACCGAAGUAUGAAUCAUUAACAGAAGACGCUGCGAAAUUGAACACAGACAUUCGAAUUUUGGAUCAGAGAUGUAAAGAAUUUUAUGCAAAACAAGGUUAUCGAGAUCAAUAUAAAACAAUUGAAGAGCGAGAUAAGGCAUUAACAAAAGAAAUUCGUUUCUAUGACAGACAACUAACCGGAAUACGGGAUCAGAUCGCUGAAAUAAAGCAAAAUUUGGAAGAAGAAGAACAAGAGGAGCAACAACUUCAUAUCAAAAUUAUGGAACUUGAUAUUCACGCAGAAGAAUGUGUUGACCGGAUGUCGAAGUUAAAUCAAGAAAUGGCUGAGCUGCGUCGACGUCUUGAUCAAGCCAUUAUUCUCCAACAGGAAGCAUCGAGAGAUGAAAAAAAUGUUCGAGAUAAUUUGGAAGCAAUAAAAAUCGAUGUUUUACAAGCCGAGCAGGAUUUGAGACGGCUCAUUCCUCGAUUUGUAAUGAGUGGUGUGGAUAGUGUUCGGAAGGUUUUACAACAUUUUCGAGAUAAUAACCAUAACGGCCAAUAUAAUUCAAUUCUAAACGGAUAUCGAGGCAUCGUGAUUGAUUUAUUCGGUUGUGAUUCUAUAUAUUAUCAAGCUGUUGAAGUAACGACUGGUAAUCGAUUAUUUUAUCACGUUGUGGAUGAUGAUCGCAUUGCCAUGAAAAUUAUAAAAGAAGUUAAUGCCCAAAAAUUGAUGGGUGAAGUAAACUUUUUCCCUCUAAAUCGCAUAAUUGCUUCUCAAAAGCGAAAAACGAGUGAUCCAGAUGCUCGUCCUAUCUUGGAUAGUUUAGUGUAUGAUGAAGCAUAUGAUGUAGUUUUUACGCAUAUUUUUGGUGGUACGGCCAUCGUUCGUAAUAUGUUGGCUGGAACUCGAUUGGCGAAAAAAGAAGGAUUUGAUUGCGUAACAUUUGAAGGAGAUCAAAUAAGUAGACGUGGAGAAAUGACUGGAGGUUACUUGGAUGCCAAAAAGUCACGUAUGGAAUUGCAUUCAACAGUAUGUCAACUGAUGGAACAAAAGGCAAUUAUCGAACAAGCGUUGAGAGAAGCAACAUCUAAAAAUAAUGAAAGGACUACAACAGUUGAAAAAAUUCGUAUGGAAGGAGAAAGCUUGGAGCAAGCAGUUGCCGCAUUGAAAGACGAACAUAGGACCGCCUCUGAAAAAAAGCGUUAUCUGUCCCAACAAUUACAGCAAAUUAUGAAGAAUAAGGAACCAAAAAUGGGUCAAUGCGUAAUUUUAAAAAAUCGAAUUCGUGAGAUGGAAGCAAACAAAGAAGGAUUACAACGGCAGCUAGAAACACCGCUUCAUUCACAGUUAAGCGAAGAAGAGCAGGCAGUGCUCAACAAUUUGCAGGAAGAAAUUAAACAGAAAAAAGUUCGGUUGGAAAUUGUGAAUCGAGAGAGAACUGAUAUAGAAUUGGUUAAACAUCGUCUUGAGAAUCAACUGACGACAAAUUUGUUUCGUAAACGCGAAAAUUUACAAGCGAAAAUUCAUGACAUUUCAGUCGAUGAAAAAAGAAAUAAUCUCCAAGCUGAAAUGGCUGAAAUGCAAUUAGUGAAUAAUCGUCUUACAGAAAUUAUGACUCGUCUAGCAGAACUGGAUAGGCAUUUGGAUGAAUAUGAACGUACUCAGAGCGAAUUGUCGAGAGAACUUGAAGAUUGUCAGGAGCAACAAAAAGAUUUGGAAGCUCAAGUUACUGAAUUUUCAAAACAGGUUGAUCUAAUUUGUACCAAACAAUCUGCUAUGCAAGCCAAACGAGAAGAUAUCAUGAAAAAGAUAAAGGAGUUAGGAUCAUUACCAAUGGAUGCAAAACAAUACGAAAGUUUACCGAUGAAACAGCUCGACAGAAAAUUAAAUGAAGCUUUGGAAAAGUUGAAAAAGUAUGAAAAUGUGAAUAAGAAAGCGCUUGAUCAAUAUGUGCAAGCUAGUAGUCAAAAGGAGGAUUUAACUAAACGAAUGGAAGAACACCGAGCCAAUGAAAAAUCGAUCAACGAUUUGCUCGCAGUUCUUGAACUACGUAAAUAUGAAGCAAUCCAAUUGACAUUUAAACAAGUUUCUAAAAAUUUUCAAGUUGUUUUUCAAAAAUUGGUUCCUGGCGGAGAAGGAAGACUUAUAAUGCGCAUAAGUGAUGAGGAUUCUGAAGCAGCAAAAGAUCGUACAAAUCUUCAGCAAGUUGAAGCUUUUACGGGAGUAGGUAUUAAAGUAUCUUUCUCUGGGUCUGAUGAGACACGAGAGAUGCAACAGUUGUCAGGAGGUCAGAAAAGUCUUGUCGCUCUUGCUCUAAUAUUUGCUAUUCAAAAAUGUGAUCCAGCACCAUUUUAUUUAUUUGAUGAAAUCGAUGCUGCUCUUGAUGCUCAACAUCGUAAAGCAGUAGCAGAUAUGAUUCACGAAUUGUCAGAAAAUGCACAAUUUAUUACAACAACUUUCCGUGCUGAAUUACUGGAUUGUGCAGAAAAAUAUUUUGGCGUUCAUUUUAGGAACAAGGUAUCUCAUAUUGACGUCGUAACCAAAGAACAAGCUUAUGAUUUCGUAGAAGAUGACCAAACGCAUGGCUAA
This is a messenger RNA of Dracunculus medinensis (Guinea worm), 3570 nucleotides long. The record is from the annotation of a GenBank genome assembly. Lineage: Eukaryota; Metazoa; Nematoda; Chromadorea; Rhabditida; Dracunculidae.